GUUCCCCUGGCACAGCGAUAAGAAGACGAGUUGGAAAAAAAAAAAAAAUUCUUACGAUAUAUACGUAACACGCGCAGUUACUUUGUUCACGAGCCUUCUACCUAUAUAUACAUUUACAUGGACGGUCCCGAGUGAUUGCCGAUGAAAGCGUGAUACGUCCAGAGCUGUUGUCUUUGAGAUCGGAGUGACCAUAUUUUUUUUUAAUUUCUUUUGACCGAUUCCUGAGUUGUCAUUUUAAUUUUUUUUUUUUAACCUCGGGUUUUUGUACAUUAGACAAAAAUAAUUAUCAUCAUGAUGAAAAUGUUACUUCUGGGAAUCAUUUGCACCCUGUUAGCUACGACUUCAGCGGAGUUUUGCUACAGUGACGUUGAAGGUGCUUGUAACCCCCCAAAGGGUCAAACAUCCCAAACAUCAACUUUGAUAAAUGAAGCAUCUCGAUCUGACUGUAAUGCUACCUAUGGUUCUAUGGAUCAACUUAUUGUUGAUCUCCAGACGUAUGCUAAUCAUCACAUUCAUAUCAGCUUUCAAUUUUUGUUGAUGUCAACAUACUUUGGCAAUUAUGAGGCCAACCGUGACGGAUUCAAAGCUCUUUACAGAAAAUUGUCAGACGAUGCCUGGGAAAAGGGUAUUGAUAUCAUCAAAUACAUCACUAAGAGAGGUGGCACAAUGAACUUUAAUGAGAUGCCACACACCAAUCUUGGUCCAAAAGGAAUGCACGUUGUUGAGCAAAACGAGAUUCACAGCCUGGCUAAAGCUCUUGAUUUCGAGAAAUUUUUGGCCAACGAGGGUUUGCGCAUUCACAGCCGGGCUGAGAACCACAAGGAUGGCGCUAUAGCGCACUAUCUCGAAGAAAAGUUCAUGGAGUCCCAGACCCAGACUGUUCGUAGCUUGUCCGGCCACAUAACCGACCUCAAGAAUAUGCUCAAUGGCCGCGACGGUGCUGUCGCCGUUUACCUGUUUGAUGAGUACUUGAAAAAGUCCAUGUAAAUUUUACUAUUUCUUUUUUUUGUUACACAUAUAUGCUAAUGUAUCUUUAUAUUUGAUAGUAUUAAUUGAUUGCUGGAGAAAAUGAAAGUUUUAUGGGGGAAAUUGUUUUGUCAAUAAUUCUGUACAGUCAAUAUGAAAAGCCGUUUAAAUAUAACGUUUAUUAUUUUUUAUUUAAAGAGUUUUAGGACGAUUGAUGCUUAUCAGCGAUACGUGAUUUAUUGCCUCUGAUUGCAAGAUUUGUUACUAACGUUGAUUGGUAACAUGUACUUGUGAUAGGAGGUGCUUGGUCGAAUAAUUAAACAAGUCAUUUUAAAAGUAGGUAAGGCUGAGAGUCUACUUACCCAUUCAUUUGUAUCGAUAAUGCAGUCCGUUUCUAAUCGCUUGUAGCUUAAUUGUUUAUGGCGCGGACAGGGAUAUAUAUGUAAAAAAAAGAAUAAAAUUUUGUAAUAAUGUACAUAAGUAUGACGAUUCAAUGAUUAAGCUUUACAUGAUCACCAAAAAACAUAAAUUAUGUAUCGCGUAGCAUCAGUUGUCACGGUUGCCUUUAUAUAUUUCAUAACAAAUAUUAAUUUUGAUCUUAAACUCUGUACUUUAAACAAAUCGUGUUGAAUAAAAACAGAAUUCCAGGUUGA
This is a messenger RNA of Copidosoma floridanum, 1619 nucleotides long. RefSeq names its product ferritin 2 light chain (gene Fer2LCH). The record is from RefSeq and is a predicted model, not a curated record. Lineage: Eukaryota; Metazoa; Arthropoda; Insecta; Hymenoptera; Encyrtidae. Gene Ontology annotation, cellular component: cytoplasm. Gene Ontology annotation, molecular function: ferrous iron binding; ferric iron binding. Gene Ontology annotation, biological process: intracellular iron ion homeostasis; iron ion transport.